This is a messenger RNA of Plasmodium cynomolgi strain B, 2922 nucleotides long. RefSeq lists its product as hypothetical. The record is from RefSeq and is a predicted model, not a curated record. NCBI's taxonomy places the organism in Eukaryota, Apicomplexa, Aconoidasida, Haemosporida, Plasmodiidae. The coding region runs from base 1 to 2922 and encodes 973 amino acids. The transcript is spliced from 2 exons.
AUGCAAAGGAGGAAAAGACUUCAAGCAGUUUUACAAACUUAUUAUGUCACUAAAUGGAUUUACCUAAAACCGAAGGUUUGUCCUCCUACUCACUUCAGUUUUAAGGGGAAGCUUCUCAUCAACAAGAAAAGCUUUUCCGUUUUUUCAAAGUUGGUAGAAAGGUCCUCCGUGUAUGGCAGUGACAAGGGUGUUGAUAUCACCAGGGGGGGUACCCAAAGGGGAGAAGCAGAAAAAGUUAUAACCCCAAAUGGGGAGGCACCUUUAGAUGGUGCUAAUGUACAGAGGCACGACCCCCCUCCACAGCUGUGCGAAAAUACCCAAUGUGGUCACACUUCUGAGGUGAAGGUGAGCCAAGGAGUGGAUAACGGUCUUGAUGGGGGGAUAUGUAGCCCCAUAAGGGAGGAGCUGCACAUAGACCCGAAUGUACAAUCAGGAGUUAUUACCAAGGUGGGAGAAUUGGACACAAAGAUCGCUCCCUUGGAACCAAGCGAGAAGAGCACUAACGAAAGUGUAGUUGGAGAAAAAAAAAACAAAAGAAAGAAAAAAAAUGCACCAAGGGAAAAGGGCGAAAGGGAAAAACCGAAAGGAACGAAAAGAAAAAAAAAAAAAAAUGAAAAUCAAAAUGGAAAGGAAAAUCAAAAUGGAAAGGAAAAUCAAAAUGGAAAGGAAAAUCAAAAUGGAAAGGAAAAUCAAAAUGGAAAGGAAAAUCAAAAUGGAAAGGAAAAGCAAAAUGGAAAGGAAAAUCAAAAUGGAAAGGAAAAGCAAAAUGGAAAGGAAAAUCAAAAUGUAAAGGAAAAGCAAAAUGGAAAGGAAAAUCAAAGUCAAAAUCUAAAGCAAAAGAAAAGGAAAAAAAAAAAGGAAAACCGUCAAAAGGACGAAAUAGAGGUGAAAACCCCCCCAAAUGAGAACGAACGAACGAUACAGAGGGGUACUCAAAACGCCCCCGAGAAGGAAACCCAAGAGAACGAAGGAGACAAAUGUGUGAGAAAAAAGUUUAGCAAGGAAGACUAUUACAAACAAUUUGAAUUGAUAAGUAAAAACAGUAAUAUCAUCAUGGAGGAAAUAAAUCAUGUGAAGGACAUCUCCCCCUUUGUCCACAAACACAUAUCAUCACUACAUUUUGGAAACAUUUACGCAUACAAUAAUUUACUUUACGAAAUUUACGACAAGUUUGUAGAUGGGGACAUUAAGAAGGUAAAAAAACUAAUAAAGAAUUAUAGCAAAUUGGUAAAGAAGAAUCUUCAACGAAAAAUAAAAUAUUUUGAAGCGUUUCACAAUAUGUGUCCAAAGGAGUACAACCAGGUGCUGACAUGUUUGUUUAUUCAAUCGAUUGACAUAUUAAAGGAUGAAGAUAUUAGCCUCACGUUUAAUUAUGACCAGGUCAUACGUACCAGUAGGGAUACUGAAGGGGGGGGAACAGAGCUUCCUGGGGAGGUGGAAGAAGAAGAAGAGGAGGCCUUCUCAAAUUUGGAAAGAAAUGUUGACAGGGGAGAGGCGGGGGAUGGCACGGCGUUCUGCGUGGAGAAUGGCCACAACGAUGGAGAAGCGGUUGGCAACGCGGGUGGCAACGCGGGUGACGAUGCUGGUCAAGGGGGAACGGGGGGAAAGAAACCCCUACGCGCGCUUCAUCAGAGGCAGUUCAGCCUUAGUAACAAAAUUGUGUACGAAAUGGAUGUGCACUUCGACGAGGGAGAAGCGAACCUCCCCCAAGACGUAGACGAGGAGAUCACCCCGCACAGAAUAAACGAAAAUAACUUCGUCAUUGUGUACAACCUUCCCAUCAUCAACUACGACUUGCUAAGAGCAGAGCUGAAGGAAGCCUUCUCCUUCUGCGGUGAAAUAAAGAGCAUGGAAUUUUUCAGUGACCGCCUUAAAACGGUUGACAUAAACGCACUAAAUGAUCAAGCAGAAAUAGAGAGUUCGCAAAAUGUACGAUCUGUUAAGAGUAAGAAGGUUGGAAGCACGCGCAGUGGAAACGCAAAGGGGGGAGGGAAGAACAACCAACCUAGAUGUAGUAGUGGGACCAAAAUUCACAAUUCAUUUAACCUAAAUAGCAACACACAGCUAUACGCCAUUAUAGAAUUUUUUGAAGAAAAAUCAGCAACCCUAGCCACUAGCGAAUUUUUGAGAAUUUUUGGUAUUUUCUGUUUCAACAAAUUAGUCUAUGUAGAUAAAUGUGUAAAUAAAAAAAUUAUGAUAAUAACACACCUUCCCUUUCAUUUGAAUAUUUACAAUAUAUUUUACUUGCUAUUAAAUGCUUCUUUACUGAAAUUGGGUAUUUUGAGUGGAGGGGGAGAAGGGAAAGGUGCUUCCAAAUUAAGUGUCUCCAAGGGUGGGAACUGCGGUGAGGUGGAUGAGCCACUCGGUAAUAGUAACCACCCAGGAGUAACCUCAGAAAGUAGCAAACCAAUUUCUGAGCAGAACAGAAAGAGAAGGUGCGAAAUUUGCCUCCGAAACAGCAACAUCCGUAUUGAAGGCUGCGAUUCGAUUUUUGGUGAAGCACAUGGAAUGAGCAGCCGAGAUGUGUACGAUUAUAUAUGCGAAAUUUCUAAAAAGAAUUUUCUACAGUUUAAGAAAAAAAAAAACAUAAAAUUAGAAGCAUGGACAAAUGAUGAUGACAGUGGCACGGAGGGAAAGAACAACAACUUCGAGUCAUUUGCUGAUUUUUAUCAAAAUCAAAAUAAAAAAAUGAAGACGAGAAAGGUGAAUGUUCAUAACAAUGGAAGAAUUUUAAUUCUCCAUUUUGACAGCUUUAAAUACCUGUAUGAUUGCUUGAAAAAAUUUAAGCAUAUUUUCGGCAAAAAAAACCAUAUGAUUUUUUCGGUCAACUUGAGGAGGUGCAUUUAUCGGAACGGCGCAAUCAGGGACUGUGUGCAGAUUAAGGAUGGCAGGAUUGGGAGGGGCCUUAACGUGAAGGCCUAG